AUGAAUUCAACAUCGACACAUUUUGUGCCACCGAGAAGAGUUGGGAUAUACGAACCUCUCCAUCAGAUUGGUAUGUGGGGGGAAAGUUUCAAGAGCAAUAUUAGCAAUGGGAACAUGAACACUCCAAGCCACCUUAUAAUACCGAGUCAUCAAAAACUAGACAACAACUUGUCAGAGGAUACUUCACAUGGAACAGCAGGAACUCCACACAUGUUUGAUCAAGAAGCUUCCACGUCAAGACAUCCCGAUAAGAUACAGAGACGGCUUGCGCAAAACCGCGAGGCUGCUAGGAAAAGUCGCUUGCGCAAGAAAGCUUAUGUUCAGCAGUUGGAAACAAGCCGGUUGAAGUUAAUCCAAUUAGAGCAAGAACUCGAUCGUGCUAGACAACAGGGAUUCUACGUGGGGAAUGGAAUAGAUACUAAUUCACUAGGUUUUUCGGAAACCAUGAAUCCAGGGAUAGCUGCAUUCGAGAUGGAAUACGGACAUUGGGUUGAAGAACAGAACAGACAGAUAUGCGAACUAAGAAGCGUCUUGCAUGGACACGUCAGCGACGUCGAGCUACGUUUGCUAGUUGAAACCGCCAUGAAACACUACUUUGAGCUUUUCCGGAUGAAGUCAUCCGCUGCGAAAGCAGAUGUUUUCUUCGUCAUGUCAGGGAUGUGGAAAACUUCAGCCGAACGGUUCUUCUUGUGGAUCGGCGGUUUUAGACCCUCCGAUCUUCUCAAGGUUCUUUUGCCACAUUUUGAUAUAAUGACGGAUCAGCAAAUUCUAGAUGUAUGCAAUCUAAGACAAUCGUGCCAGCAAGCGGAAGAUGCAUUGUCUCAAGGUAUGGAGAAGCUUCAACACACUCUUGCCGAUUGCGUUGCAGCUGGACAGCUCGGUGAAGGAAGUUACAUUCCUCAGGUCAAUUCUGCUAUGGAGAGAUUAGAAGCUUUGGUCAGUUUUGUUAACCAGGCUGAUCACUUGAGACACGAGACGUUGCAACAAAUGUAUCGGAUCUUGACGACGAGACAAGCGGCUCGAGGAUUAUUGGCUCUUGGUGAGUAUUUUCAACGGCUUAGAGCUUUGAGCUCGAGUUGGGCGACUAGACAUCGUGAACCAACAUAG
This is a messenger RNA of Microthlaspi erraticum, 1107 nucleotides long. Lineage: Eukaryota; Viridiplantae; Streptophyta; Magnoliopsida; Brassicales; Brassicaceae. The record is from the annotation of a GenBank genome assembly.